Messenger RNA from Durio zibethinus, 1499 nucleotides. Its product is annotated as ankyrin repeat domain-containing protein 2B-like. NCBI's taxonomy places the organism in Eukaryota, Viridiplantae, Streptophyta, Magnoliopsida, Malvales, Malvaceae. The record is from RefSeq and is a predicted model, not a curated record. Gene Ontology annotation, molecular function: protein binding.
UUGAGAUGGCCCACCAACUCAUCUCCAAUUUCAAUGCCUGUCCAAUCCUUCAUAUCCCUUCCCCUACUGUGUGUGUAUUACUUAAUUGUCAGAGGGUUUUCGGUUUUCCAUUUUUCAUUUGUUCUUCACUUUCUAGAACAAAGCAAGACAAAACAAAUCACCCUCAAAAUCAAGAUAUUCCCCCAUGGCUUCCAAUUUGCAGAAGGAAUCCACUGCUGCUGAUGAGAAAUCGACUUUGACAAAGGAGAGCAAAAGUUCAAAACCAGAAACAUCUGCCACUGAGAACAAAACUUCAAAACCAGAAACUUCCACUGGGGAGUCAAAACCAGCACAGGCUGGAGCUUCUCCUGACACUAUGCCUGGAGCUGCUGUGUUUGCCCCACCCAAUCCAUUUGAUUUCUCAGCCAUGAGUGGCCUUCUUAAUGACCCAAGCAUCAAGGAACUAGCUGAGCAGAUAGCAAAAGAUCCUUCAUUUAACCAAAUGGCAGAGCAGCUUACUAAAACAUUUCAAGGGGCAGCAAGUGAAGAUAGUAUGCCGCAGUUUGAUGCACAGCAGUACCAUUCAACUAUGCAACAGGUUAUGCAGAAUCCCCAGUUUAUGGCCAUGGCUGAGCAACUUGGUAAUGCAUUAAUGCAGGAUCCGGCUAUGUCUGGCAUGCUUGAUAGUUUAACUAAUCCUCAACACAAAGACCAGAUUGAGGAAAGGAUGUCACGUAUCAAAGAGGAUCCAUCGUUGAAACAUAUUCUAGAAGAAAUAGAGACAGGUGGUCCUGCAGCAAUGAUGAGGUACUGGAAUGAUAAAGAGGUUCUGCAGAAAUUGGGUGAAGCAAUGGGUCUUGCUGUUGCAGGAGAUGCUGCCACUUCUGCUGGUAAUUCUGCAGCUGAUGAAGUUGAUGAAGUAGGAAAUGAGGAUGAGUCAAUCGUACAUCAAUGUGCUAGUGGUGGUGAUGUUGAGGGUCUAAAAACUGCACUAGCAUCUGGUGCUGACAAGAAUGAAGAAGAUUCAGAGGGAAGGACUGCAUUGCAUUUUGCAUGUGGAUAUGGUGAGGUGAAAUGCGCCCAAAUCCUUCUUGAAGCUGGAGCAACAGUGGAUGCUUUGGACAAGAACAAGAAUACUGCACUUCAUUAUGCUGCUGGCUAUGGAAGGAAAGACUGUGUGGCCCUUCUACUGGAGAAUGGCGCUGCUGUCACUCUCCAAAACAUGGAUGGCAAGACUCCCAUUGAUGUUGCCAAGCUCAACAAUCAGCAUGAGGUACUAAAGUUGCUGGAGAAGGAUGCCUUCCUCUGACCUGGGAGGGGGCACUGUCAUGUGCAUGUUUGGGUCGAGCAUGUUAUAGGCAUUUUACUGUGCUAUUAGACAGACAAAUUUGCUUUGAUCAUUAUGGGGUUGUGAUCACAGCUCGACGUGUUGUCUAUCUAUGCUGUUCUUGCUGCCGUUUGGUUGAUACAUUUUGAAUUUUUUUUAAUCUAAAAUUAUCGUUUUAAUUUAUUUCCUGAAA